This is a messenger RNA of Truncatella angustata, 1104 nucleotides long. RefSeq lists its product as uncharacterized. The coding region runs from base 1 to 1104 and encodes 367 amino acids. The record is from RefSeq and is a predicted model, not a curated record. Lineage: Eukaryota; Fungi; Ascomycota; Sordariomycetes; Amphisphaeriales; Sporocadaceae. The transcript has a single exon.
AUGUCGACCUCGAAAUCACUUAUUGUUAGGUCUGUCUCGCAGCCUCUGGACCUGGAGAUCAGAAACAACCCUAUCCCCACAGCCGGUCCCGGCUCCGCCGUUGUCCAGGUCCUUAACGCCGUCAUAAAUCCUGCCGCCUCAUUCACUCUCUCGGUCCCGGUCCCCAACUUUCAGUUCCCCGUCCCAUCUAUCUACGGACACAGCUGUAUCGGUCGAAUCGUCUCUGUCGGCCAGGACUCAACCUCGCUCCGAGAGGGUCAACUUGUCUUCGUCGACUCCUUCAUCACAUCCCGCGAUGAUCCCGAUGUCGAGAUACUGAUGGGCCUGAUGGACGGAGGGACUCCGCAGUCCAAGAAGCUCGCCAAUGAGGCCUGGCGCGACGGGUGCUGGACCACGCACGCCGUGGUUCCGCUAGAGAAUGCGAUUCCGCUGGACGAGGACGCGCUCGUCAGUAAACACGGAUACGACAUCAACGAGCUGUGUUACAUGCCCCGCUUUGCUGUGGCGUACGGCGGUGUCUCGAGUCUCAGCAUCAAGGCCGGUGAGACUGUGAUCGUAGGUCCUGCCACGGGCGGUUACGGCGGCGCGGCGGCCGAGGUUGCAGCUGCGAGCGGUGCAAGAGUCAUUGCGUUUGGCCGCAACAAGGGGGCUCUGGCAAAGUUGCAGUCGAACAUUCCGCAUGUGGAAACCGUAGUCUUGACCGGCGAUAUCGAGAAGGACACCGCGGCAUUCUCGGCUUUUGGACAGGCUGAUGCCUAUAUCGACUUCUCGCCUUGGCAAGUACAGAAUCCGCCGCACCUGCAAGCUGCAAUCAGAUCCCUACGCCGCCGUGGUAGAGUGUCAUUGAUGGGCGGCGUCACAGGUGAUAUUUCACUGCCGUACUGGCUCAUCAUGAUGAACAGCAUCGAGCUCAAGGGGCGGUGGAUGUACAGUCGCAAGGAGAUUAGGAAAGUCGUCAAAAUGGUUGAAAUGGGCGUCCUCAAGCUUGGUAAAUCCGUAGGUCACGAGGUUGUUGGUGAGUUCGCACUAGAAGAUUGGGAGCAGGCAUUUGGUGCGGCAGGGAAAGCCACCUCUUGGGGUCAAUCAGUUGUAUUCACUCCCUAA